AAGCGCAGGUUGGGUUGUCGUUAUACAACCGAGUUAGUCGGCGCAUACGACGCUGCUCGUACAGACAACUGCGCAGCGUUCAAGCGAGAAAUAGCGAUCGCGGAUAAAACAUGACGUCGGACAUCAACGAGUGGUACCGAGGCCGCAAGGUCCUGGUGACAGGAGCCUCCGGCCUCAUGGGCAAGGUGCUGAUAGAGAAGCUGCUGUACUCCGUGCCCGACGUGGGCUGUGUGUAUGCACUGGUGCGGAGCAAGCGCGGCAAGACGCCCGAGUCGCGGAUCGAGGACAUGUGGAAACUACCCUUAUUCUCAAGGCUUAGAGAAGAGAAACCACAUGUGAUGAAGAAACUAAUCCCCGUGACGGGAGACAUCAGUUACGAUAACCUCGGGAUCGAAGAUCAGAUGUUGAACAAACUUUAUAACGAGGUAUCAGUAGUAUUCCACUUCGCAGCCAGCCUGCGCCUCGAGGCACCGUUGAAGGAAGGGCUGGAAAUGAACACGAGGGGUACUCUGCGUGUCAUCGAGAUGGCCAGGAGAAUGAAGAACCUGGCAGCUUUUGUGCAUCUCUCGACUGCAUUCUGCUAUCCUGACUACGAGAGAAUGGCUGAAAAGGUUCACGACCCACCCCACAACCCUCACGAGGUCCUUCGCGCCGCGGAAUGGCUGACCGACGCCCAGCUGAACCUCUUAGCCCCCUCCAUAAUGAACAUGCAUCCCAACUCGUACCUGUACUCCAAACGGCUGGCCGAAGCGUUGGUGAGGGAGGCUCAUCCCGAACUACCGGUGUGUGUAGUUCGACCCAGUAUAGUCACCCCCUCAUACAAGGACCCGAUACCAGGCUGGGUGGACAACCUUAACGGGCCCAUCGGGCUAAUGGUGGGCGCCGGCAAGGGCGUCAUCCGCUCCAUGCACUGCUACGGUCAUUACCACUGCGAGGUCAUCCCCGUGGACAUCGCGAUCAACGCCAUCAUCGUCAUAGCUUACAAGAUCGGCACGCAGACGGAACGGUCUCCAGAGCUCCCGGUCUACAACAUAACGACCGGCGACGACAGGGACACAACUUGGAAACAAGUGCUGGACAACGGCAAGGCGACCAUCCGAAAGUACCCCUUCGAGGGCCCCCUGUGGUACCCCGAUGGUAACAUUCGGCACAACAAGUUCAUACAUAGCCUGUGUGUGUUCUUUUACCAUCUUGUGCCUGCUUAUUUGAUUGAUUUCCUGAUGCUGAUAUUUGGACAGAAACGAUUCAUGGUUAGAAUCCAAAACAGAAUAUCCGUAGGCCUCGAAGUACUCCAAUACUUCACAACCAGGGAAUGGUGGUUUGACACCAACAACUUCAAGGCUCUACCGAAGUCACUCAACGCUGAGGACUUCAAACUGUUCCCUAUGGACCUGACCAUUAUUAAAGACGAGCCGUAUAUCGAGAGCUGUAUGAUUGGCGGGAAAUUGUACUGCUUGAAGGAGAAAAUGGAAAAUCUGCCAAAAGCGAGGCUGCAGAAUAACAUUCUAUGGGUGUUAGACAAGCUGGUGUCCGUGUUCUUCUACCUGGUGAUCGUGUACUGGAUCGCGUCCUACUUCGAGCCCGCACGGGAGCUACUCUCCUACGUCCCUCUGGUGCGGUACCUGCCCCUCGUCGGGAAGGUUGUGUUUCCUCAAUAGACAUUAAGGAGAAAACGUAGUCCCAUUUUACUUUCUGGAUAUUACCAUUACAGAAAAUAUCUUUAGGUACACAAUUUGAUUGUAUGUUAGCCACAGCUAUGCCCCUUCGUUUGAUUUUCUUUUAAGGAGCCUUUAAAAGUGGUGUUUGUUUUCCACUUCUAACUGUAUAUCAAAACAUCACAAAAAGUAUGGGGGUAGCUAUGGUUAAUACACAAUAUAAAUUUCCAUAGGUAUAAAGAUAUUUUCCAUAAUAUCAAUAUGCAGGGAGGAAACUGAGGACUACGUUUGUAUGGAAAAGUGUUCGUCCAUUAUCCUCUUAACCAAUAUUCAUAAAACUUAACGCUUCUUAGGCCCACUUGUACCAUUCCACUAACGCGGGGUUAACCGGCAAAAGUGGAGUUACCAUGAUUACCAGUACAAUUUGACACUGGGUUGACGGUUAAAUCGCUUAACCCCGGGUUAGUGGGAUGGGGCAAGUGAACCUUAUUAGUUAAAAUGCGCAUAAUGGUUGUGUUUACCACGUGAUAAAGGCAGAUACUUACAGUACUUUACUUUUGUUACUCGAUAAAUACUGGUAACCUUUUAGAUUAAAACUGUAACUUUACUGACGCAAAUGAGCUUGAUAACCGUUCAUAUCAAAACAACUAAUUUUGGUUUGUAAUUAAUUAAACUUUAUACUAUCUUAAUGUCAAAAGUAGCUAAAAUAAUAAUUUUAUCCAAUUGUUGGUACUUAAAUAAUGGACUUGCAAAAACGUGUGUACCUAGUAUUAGGUAUUACAUUAAUAAUUAUGACUACUACUGUUUAUUUUAAUAUAGUUACCAUUUAUAAUCAUUUUGUAAUUAAGUAUUGUAAAUACCUGUAACUACUUGUUUGUACAUUUGCUAGUAUACGUAAUCGAUAAGUUAAUUACAGUCAAAGUACUUUGUUUUUCUACAUUUACCCCAAUGCACCCUGCAUUGGGGUAAAUGCGAAGGCGGGGUAGUUCUGAAACUGGCAAAUAUCUACUAAACUAGAAACAGUUCAUACUUUAGCAACACUUACGCCGCUGCAACGCUUACAUGGCAUCUUGCGUACUGUUGCUACAGUAGAAAGUGUUUCUAUUUUAGUAGAUAUUUGUCAGUUUCGGAAUUACCCCGCCUUCGCAUUUACCCCAAAGCACCCUAGCACAUUUAAUUGUGUGUGAACGUAUUUUGAAAACUCAAAGUUACUUUUAUUAUCAGCUUUAAUCGUUAUAUCAUACAUAUUCUGUAAGCGUAGUAUUUUGCUAGAACACUAUAUGUUACGUUUGUAUAUUUUGUAAUAAAGUACCUAUUCAAGUUA
Cydia fagiglandana is the source of this 2979-nucleotide messenger RNA. RefSeq names its product putative fatty acyl-CoA reductase CG5065. The record is from RefSeq and is a predicted model, not a curated record. Gene Ontology annotation, cellular component: peroxisome. The transcript is spliced from 9 exons. Gene Ontology annotation, biological process: long-chain fatty-acyl-CoA metabolic process. Gene Ontology annotation, molecular function: alcohol-forming very long-chain fatty acyl-CoA reductase (NADP+) activity. NCBI's taxonomy places the organism in Eukaryota, Metazoa, Arthropoda, Insecta, Lepidoptera, Tortricidae. The coding region runs from base 111 to 1658 and encodes 515 amino acids.